This is a messenger RNA of Jaculus jaculus (lesser Egyptian jerboa), 1656 nucleotides long. RefSeq names its product cytosolic thiouridylase subunit 2 (gene Ctu2). The record is from RefSeq and is a predicted model, not a curated record. NCBI's taxonomy places the organism in Eukaryota, Metazoa, Chordata, Mammalia, Rodentia, Dipodidae. Gene Ontology annotation, cellular component: cytosol. The transcript has 15 exons. Gene Ontology annotation, biological process: tRNA wobble position uridine thiolation. Gene Ontology annotation, molecular function: tRNA binding; sulfurtransferase activity. The coding region runs from base 6 to 1541 and encodes 511 amino acids.
CCGCCAUGUGUCAAGCGAGCGAGGACUACGCGGAGCCGGUGCGUGAGGACCCUCCGCCCGUUCCGCGGCCGGGCCGGGAGCAGAAGUGCGUGAAGUGCGCCGAAGGCCUGCCCGUGGUGGUGAUCCGAGCGGGAGAUGCCUUUUGCAGGGACUGUUUCAAGGCCUUCUAUGUCCACAAGUUCAGAGCCAUGCUGGGGAAGAACCGGCUCAUCUUUCCGGGUGAGAAGGUGCUCUUGGCAUGGUCUGGCGGACUUUCAUCCAGCUCCAUGGUCUGGCAAGUUCUUGAGGGCCUGAGUCAGGAUUCUGCCAAACGACUGCGUUUUGUGCCAGGGAUCAUCUAUGUUGACGAAGGAGCAGCCUGCGGCCAGAGCCCAGAAGACAGAGCAAAGACCCUGGCUGAGGUGAAGCUGGUCUUGCAAAGCACUGGCCUCCCAUGGCAUGUGGUCACUUUAGAGGAGGUGUUCGGCCUGUCACCGUCAGUGCUGCGUUGCGCUGCGCAGGAGCCAGCAGGGACAGAGGAGGCCUACAAGGCAGCUGUGGACAGCUUCCUGCAGAAGCAGCACGUACUGGAGGCCGAGGGCAGCUCCAGCGUGGCUCAGGGGAGUGAGCAGCUGUGCUCGCCCCCCAGCCAGGACCCUCCAGGCAUGGCUGGAUCCCCGACAGCCACCCAGACUGAGGCCCUGUCCAGACUGUUCAACUCUGUGAAGACACUGACAGCCAAAGAGGAGCUCCUACAGACCCUGCGGACCCACCUGAUUCUGCAUGUGGCCCGAACCCAUGGCUACUGCAAAGUGAUGACUGGAGAGAGCUGCACCCGCUUGGCCAUCAAGCUCAUGACGAAUCUAGCUCUGGGGAGAGGAGCCUUCCUUGCGUGGGACACAGGCUUCUCGGAUGAGCGGCAUGGGGAUGUGGUGCUGGUACGGCCCAUGCGCGACCACACACUGAAGGAGGUGGCCUUCUACAACCGCCUGUUUGCUGUCCCCUCCGUUUUCACACCAGCCAUCGACACUAAGGCCCCUGAAAAAGCCAGCAUCCACCGGUUGAUGGAAGCCUUCAUUCUGAAGCUACAGACCCAGUUCCCCUCCACGGUCAGCACUGUGUACAGGACAAGUGAGAAGCUGGUCAAGGCUCCCAGGGAGGGCUGUGCUGACGGCCCCCGCUGCCUCCUCUGCAUGUGUGUGCUGGACAUCGAUGCUGUUGACAGUGCCACAGCCUUUGGGGCUCAGACCUCCUCACAUCUCUCCCAGAUGCUGCCAGUUGAGGCUGGGCUGCCCACCCCGUCCUGCUGCGGAGCAGGGGAGGGCCAGGCCCAGAGGUGCUGCAGGGCAGUCUGUGGGAAGGAGGACAUGCAGGCUUUUGUCCGGGAGCAGCUGUGCUACGGCUGCCGGGUGAACAUGAAGGACCUGUCCUCCCUGGACCCACUGCCGCCCUAUAUCCUAGCUGAGGCCCAGCUCCGCACUCAGAGGACCCGGGUCACACAGGAAGUCCAGGAGUAUCUGAUCCAGGACAGUGAUGAGGAGGAAGAGACUGGGCAGAGCUGAGCCUUAGCACACUCACUGGGCCUCUGUGGCAGACCAACCCCACAGACAGGAGUAGACACACGGACUGGCCUGGGACUGUCCAUUUGUAUAAAUAAAAACAUUUUUAAUUAGAAAA